Messenger RNA from Arxiozyma heterogenica, 2193 nucleotides. It is a transcript of the gene VPS5, whose product is annotated as sorting nexin 1. Gene Ontology annotation, cellular component: endosome. The coding region runs from base 1 to 2193 and encodes 730 amino acids. The transcript has a single exon. The record is from RefSeq and is a predicted model, not a curated record. NCBI's taxonomy places the organism in Eukaryota, Fungi, Ascomycota, Saccharomycetes, Saccharomycetales, Saccharomycetaceae. Gene Ontology annotation, molecular function: phosphatidylinositol binding. Gene Ontology annotation, biological process: retrograde transport, endosome to Golgi; protein retention in Golgi apparatus.
AUGGAAAAUAAUUUUUAUAGAAAAGGUACUAAUAAUUUCGAAGAGGAUAAUUUGGAAGCAUCUGUUUGGGAUGAUGUUAGAGGGGAUAAUAGCAGCAGUAAUGAUAGUCAUGACGUGACUACAAAUAAUAAUAAUAGUUUUAUUGAAGAUGAAAUUGGCGAGGAUAAUGCAAUAAAUGAAUUAAGUCAAACUUUUGCUAAUAUUAAUAUCUUAGGAACAGGUAUUGGCUCCCCUAAAGUGGAGCCAGUACUAUAUGAAAAUACAUAUCAGGCAUCUUCAUUUACAGAUCAGUCAAAUAUUUUCCAAUUGCCUUCAAAGCAGGAAUCAAGCCAUGCUGAUGGCGAGGAAACAGAAGACAUAUCAACUAAUCAUGAGUUAUUAUUAGAUAAAUUGGCACCACAAGAGGAUACUGAUUUCUCGAAGUUUCAUAACUCUGGGAUUGAUCAUAUUACAGAUGUACCAAAAGGUAAUGCGGAUCCAUUAUUUUCUGGUGAGAUGUUUGCCUCGCCACUUCCAAUAGAUACCAAUAUUCUCAACGACUCCAAUGAAACAACCAAAAAAAAGGACGCCUCAAAUACCCAGCUGAAUCGACUUUUUAGUGUUAAAAAACUGCGUAGAAGACCAGUUCCUGCAUCAUCAGUAGAAACUGAUCCAUUACAUAAGGCUCAAUUAGAUAACCAUUCAUCUAAACAGAAAAAUGAAAAAAGUAACCUGAUAACUCAGCCAACAAUAUCAGAUAAAAACAGCAUUAUUGAUUUUGAUUAUGAUAAUGAUAUUGAUAUUUUAAGAAAGAUGAAUUCACCAUUGUAUACACUUUCUUCUGAAAAAAAUUCAAUAAAUAAGAAUGACGAGGAAAUUAAGGUAGCUGAACCAAUGGAAGUACAAGAAGAUUCAAAUAAUAACAGUAAUAUUGAAAUUAUAAAGUCAGAUGAGCCUUCUAAUGCAAAUAAUAAUUUAUUAACAUUUAAAAUAGAAGUUAAGGAUCCAAUUAAAGUGGAUGAGCUAGCAGCAUCACAUAUUGAAUACUCUGUUAAUACUACACUUGUGUCUCCACAAACCAUGUCUUCUGAUUCCAUUUUACCUUCAGGAGAAUCUCAAGUUCGUCGGAGAUAUAGAGAUUUUAGAUGGCUUUAUCGCCAAUUACAAAAUAAUCACUGGGGUAAGAUCAUACCUCCUCCGCCAGAAAAGCAAGCUGUUGGUAGAUUCAAAGAUGAUUUUAUUGAAAAUAGAAGGUUUCAAAUGGAAUCGAUGUUAAAUAGAAUAGCAAGAGAUCCAGUUUUACAAAGAGAUGCUGAUUUUAUAUUUUUCCUAUCAAGUGAAUCAUUUAAUAAAGACUCUAAAAUCAGAGAAUAUAUUAGUGGUUCUGCUGCUUAUAACGAUAACAACGAUUUAUCAGAAAUCCAUAUAAGUGAAAUAAAAUUACUGGGACCUGAUGAUGCUGCCAUAGUAUUAAAAAAUGGUGGGUUAGAUACUGAAAAUACAAGAGGAUUUAUGAAUUUUUCAUUUUCUUCUCCACCGAAGUAUAUAGAACAAGAUCAAAUUUUUAUUCAAGAAUAUGAUAAUUUGAAUCAAUUAGAAUCCCAAUUGAAACAAAUAUAUCAAUCCUUAGAUUUGAUCGAUAGUCAAAGAAACGAAUUAGCAUUAACUAUAGAAGAGUUCGCUAAAAUCGUUAAAAAUUUGGCAAAACUUGAAGUUACCAGACAGAGCACCGAAUUAUUGUCCAAUUUUUCAGAAGUCCAAUCCAAGAUUAAAUCGAUAUUAGAAAGAAAUUCAUUACAGGAUGCUUUAACACUCAUUGCUAUGGUAGAUGAAUAUAUACGUUCAUUAGCUAGUGUUAGAGCUACUUUUAAACAAAGAAGAAAGAUUGGUUAUUACUUAGGUAUAGUAGAGAAUGAUUUAAAGAAAAAGUUAGUACAGUUUAAUAAACAGACAAAUAAUAUUCAACAAGACAUUAAAGGUAAUGAAAAACUCCUGAAGUUAAAAAAUGAAUGCGAUAUACUACAAGCACGUCGUGAUAAAAUAGCAAAAUGGUUUGGUGAUGUUACCACUACAAUCAGAAAUGAAUUGAAUUCGUAUAAUAAGACAAGAAUAAAUGAAUUUAGAAGUAGUAUUGAAAUAUCGCUGGAAGGCGCAAUUGAAUCUCAAAAGGAGUGUAUUGAAUUAUGGGAAACUUUUUUUCAAACAAACCUAUAA